Molecule: messenger RNA, 3923 nt
Organism: Aspergillus ochraceoroseus IBT 24754
Lineage: Eukaryota; Fungi; Ascomycota; Eurotiomycetes; Eurotiales; Aspergillaceae
Product: SAGA histone acetyltransferase complex subunit SPT7
Exons: 4
Coding region: 163-3705 (1180 amino acids)
Biological process (GO): regulation of transcription by RNA polymerase II
Cellular component (GO): SLIK (SAGA-like) complex; SAGA complex
Molecular function (GO): protein heterodimerization activity; structural molecule activity
Source: RefSeq, a predicted model, not a curated record
GGCCCAGGAGACAUCUUCCCUCGUUUACUUGCUCUCCGUACUUUGUCUCUAUGUAUUUUUUAGCCACCCAAACACCCCAGUUAUCCCCUGUCCGAACCUGAUUAUAACCGUGGAGAAACGAGCCCCCCUCGCCCGCCCCAGGACCGGGGUUUUGGAGCGAGCAUGUCGCUCGGACACCACCACGCCUGGCUCCCUCCAGGUCAUCUACGCCCUCCCGACGAUCUACUUGAUGCGCGGUCGGUCAAUGGCUAUUCAAAAUCAUUUUCUGGCUCUAAGACGCCUCAAAUGCGCCGCUCUGUCGACGCCGACGGCCCUCACGCGGGCAAUUUGAUAUCGGAGGCCGAUCUUGCGGCGGAUGAGGACCCACGCAUUGCCCUAUUCCGCGAUCUAUAUAAACGCAGUGAGGCGAAAAUAAACGGCCUAUUUUCUGGGGAAAAACUCACAGAUGAUACUGCCGGUGCGGCUGUCGCUGGUGCUGAUGAGCCCCAUGUCAAAGACGAACGCGCCGACGAAGCGACUUCCCCCCCGCCCCCUGUUAAGAAACCUGCGAGAAAGCUAGAUGACGACGAUUACGAUGACUACGAUGACGAUGACGAUGAUGAUGAAGCUGAAGCUGAAGCUCCGUCACCCCCGAAAUCGAAGACUGUCGGCCUUUUUCAGCAAGCCAGUGCCAUCCCGUCGCCAGGUCGUCCUCAACGCGGAUCAAUCUCCGGGGGCCCAGACAACUCCAAGGAAAUAAAGAAAGAGACUCUUGAAGAUAUCCGAAAGAAAUUAGAAGAAGAUAAGAAGGCGACAGAGGAGGCGGCCAAGAGAAGUUUUCAUACUCUGUUUUACACCCUGGAGAACGAUAGAGAUGCGAUGUUGGACCAGCAACGGCUGGAAGAGUCUGAGAGACAAGUCGAAGCCGAAAUGUCAGGCCAGGUGAAUGCUGGCAAUCACUCAGCUGCGGGCUCAAACGGGUAUGGCUCGCUGAGCAACGCGAACCUCGGCGCGUCAAGCUUGACCCUGAAGAACCUGAUAGCAAGAAUUGAUAUGAAGCGCACAAUGGUCCAAGCUUCUGAUGCGGAACUCCGUAGCCUAAUGAGUGAAGUUCGCAAGAACCGAAGCAAAUGGGCUAGCGAGGACAAGAUUGGCCAAGAGGAACUUUACGAAGCAGCGGAGAAAGUAUUGAGUGAGCUCAAAGCGAUGACAGAGCAUUCUACUGCUUUCCUGACUCGUGUCAACAAGCGUGAUGCACCCGACUACUAUGCAAUCAUCAAACAUCCCAUGGAUCUCGGAACAAUGACGAAGAAGCUGAAGGCUCUCCAAUAUAAGUCGAAGCAGGAGUUUGUGGAUGAUAUUAACUUGAUCUGGGCCAACUGCUUCAAGUACAACACAACCCAAGAUCACUUCCUCCGAAAACACGCCAUAUACAUGAAAAAGGAGACUGAAAAGCUUGUCCCCCUGAUUCCGGAAAUUGUUAUUAGAGAUCGAGCCGAAGUCGAGGCAGAAGAACGAAAACUUCAGCUUGCUGAGCUUGACGGCGGGGAAGAGAGUGAUGAUGAGCCGAUUAUGUCCUCUAGAGGCAGAAAAGCCCCUGGAAAAUCAUCUAAGAAAGGCGCCGCACCGGUUCGAAAUACCCCUAGCGGGUCUGAGCCUCCUACUGGCACCGCUUCGCAACCUUCGAUGCCUGUACGUUCAGACUCCGAUCUUCCCAUGGAUGGGACUCAGAAUGGGUUUGCAACUCCACCCCCUGGAACACAAACGCCGUCCGAUCCUGCCGGAAUCGGUGGCGUUCCGGGCGGACAGGGUGAUAGCAUGGAAAUUGAUGGACUCGGAGCGCCGACUGUCGCACUUAGCGCACUGCCUGGUCCCGGCAUAGAAUUUGCAGACCCCGAGUACAAGGUUUGGAAGCAGGUCACGAAGAAAGAUCGAGCUCUCAUCGCUGCAGAGAGACACCGCCUCUUCAAAGGUGACAAGAUCAACUCCGACGAGCCCGCUCUACUCAGAACCAAGGCUGGUAUGAGAAGGUGGCUGAGGAAUCAGAAACAAAUCAGCACAGAAGGUGAUAAAUCCAAUGAGUCAGGAGCGCAAAAUAUGGAACCUGAUACUGCCGCGGAAACAUUGGCAGAAGGUAUCGAGGUCGAGGAGGACAAAGUCAUCCCAGAUUAUUAUGACGUGAUGUCCGGUAUUCCUGAUCUCCCCGCCCACUUGCACUGGAGGGAAGAUUCUGAGGGGCAUAUUGUGGAUGCCUCUGAAGAAUUCUUGAGAGUUCUACCGAAAGGAUUGUUUACUCAGCCAGAUAGUAAACUUUCCCGGAAGAUGGACGCAAACAUGAGGCAGAUGCAGGAAACACGGAAAAUUUGCUCGAAAGUUGGUAUUGUGAAACAGAUGCAAUUACAGUCGCAGAAUCAAUUCCAGAAAUACCAGCCGGAACCUUUCCUCGAGCAAGAUGUCCAACCACACGUCCUGAACGAUGAAGGGCCUGUAAUUGCUCCUUGGGUUUGCAAGGCUGCGCUGCAGCGCUCGGUGGCCAAGGUUUUCUAUCAUACCGGGUUCGAGGAGUAUCAGCCUUCAGCUCUUGAUGCUGCCACAGAUAUGGCUUCAGACUUUUUUCAGAAGAUUGGUGAAACCUUAAAAUCAUACAUGGAAUCGCCCAAAGUCCCAGCUACUGGGCCUAUGGAAACUACGUCGUCAUCUCAGUGGAAGCAAGCCUAUACCGAGCCCGAGAUUGUACUUCAUACAUUAUCUUCAGUUGGUAUUGAUGUUGAGGGUCUUGAGUCCUACAUCAAAGACGAUGUCGAACGACUUGGUACAAAACUGGCAACUGCGCAUGAACGCCUUCGUUCGCUGCUCUCUGAACUUUUGCGUCCCGCACUUGCCGAUGGCGGUGAAGAUGGCUCUAAUGCCUUUGCAGAUGGCAGUGAGCAAUUCGUUGGUGGUGACUUCGCAGAAGAUAUAGAUGAAGAUUUCUUUGGGUUCAAGGAGCUAGGGCUGGAUAAAGAAUUCGGGUUGGCCACACUCAGCGUUCCAUUGCAUCUGCUUCAAAACAGGAUGUACAACGCGGCCCAGGCCCAGAAUACAAGCGCCUCUCAAUCUGUAACACUCUUUCCUCCUCCCCCCGCAUAUCCACGUAUCACAUCCGAAACCAUUUCCUCGCAAAUUGGCCUGGCGCAAGCCUUCUUCCAUGCCAAAUUACAAGCACACAACAACGAGCCGUUGGUGGAGGAUCUUGAAUUGCCACCGAAGCAAAGACUAAUGGCUACUCGGCCGCGUCUUCCUGCAUCUGGAAAGAUUCCACCUCCUUCUGGUCUCCCGGGACCCACUUCAAGUCCUCAAAAACGGCCACUACCACCAUCUGCUUCUGCGUCUAAUGCUAAUAAAGCUGGAGCCCCUGAACCUAGCAAGAAGAAGAUCAAAAAGAACAGUGGAGCAGCAACGGGAGUCGCUGACUCUGUUGGCGAAGAGGAUGGCGUUGCUGGCCGUGAUGGCGCGAAGGCUUUGAAUCCGAUCUUGGCCAAUAUGAAAGCCAAUGUGGCUACCGAUGACGCUUCUGGAACAUCAGUCACAGAAUUCAGCAGCAUCAAGAGUGGCGCGGGAAAUUCUGCUGUGUCGGAUGCUCCUGGCGCUGACAGUAGCGGUCCGACAACCACCUCCAACGCUGACCAGAAGACCAAUGACAGUACUUUACCCCUAACCAACGGGACUGUGGGGGAUGCAUCAUGAUUUAUGAUCAUUGUGUGGGCUCUUCGAUAUUUGAUACCCAGGGCUUUUUGGUGAGCAAGAACUGGCGCUUCCUGGAUUGCUUCAGAAGCAUUGUGUGCUCCUGUUGGAACUGUAGAACUUGGCGUGGUUAACCCGUUCUUUCAAUUAUUGUUUUCAUCCAUUUUCCAUGUUCUUUUUUAUUUUAUCAUUUCUUAGAUUUUUUUUUUUUUCCGGACGUG